AAACCCUCAUUUUAGUGCAUCUCCUGGUGGUACCAUCCAACAUGUCUUCCUUAAGUGGGAAAGUCCAAACUGUCUUAGGUCUUGUGGAGCCAAGCAAACUGGGCCGCACCCUGACCCAUGAGCACUUGACCAUGACCUUUGACUUCUGUUACCACCCACCUCCUCCAUGCCAUGAAGCUACCUCCAAGGAACCCAUCAUGCUGAAAAAUUUGUUUUGGAUCCAGAAAAACCCCUAUUCCCAUAAAGAGAACCUUCGAUUGAAUCAGGAGACAGAAGCCGUAAAGGAAGAAUUAUUAUAUUUUAAAGCUAAGGGUGGAGGGUGUUUGGUGGAGAACACAACCUCUGGGAUUAGCCGAGAUAUGCAAACAUUGAAGAGGCUUGCAGAAGAGACUGGCGUCCAUAUUAUAUCCGGAGCUGGGUUUUACGUGGAUGCGACUCACUCCUCAGAGACCAGAGCCAUGUCAGUGGAGCAGUUGACUGAUGUACUUGUUAAUGAAAUUCUCCACGGAGCUGAUGGAACUGGUAUCAAGUGUGGUGUCAUUGGAGAAAUCGGUUGCUCCUGGCCUUUGACUGAGAGUGAAAGAAAGGUUCUCCAGGCAACAGCUCAAGCCCAAGCCCAGCUUGGUUGUCCUGUUACUAUCCAUCCUGGACGGAACCCAAGUGCACCAUUUCAGAUUAUCCGAGUAUUGCAAGAAGCAGGAGCAGACAUCUCCAAAACAGUCAUGUCACAUAUGGACAGGACUAUACUUGACAAGAAGCAGCUACUGGAAUUUGCUCAACUCGGCUGUUACUUGGAAUAUGAUCUCUUUGGUACUGAACUUCUUCAUUACCAACUCAGCCCGGAUAUUGACAUGCCUGAUGAUAACAAAAGAAUUAGAAGGGUGCGUUUCCUGGUGGAUGAGGGCUACGAAGAUCGAAUUCUGAUGGCUCAUGACAUACAUACGAAGCAUCGGUUGAUGAAAUAUGGAGGUCACGGCUAUUCUCAUAUCCUCACCAACGUUGUUCCGAAAAUGUUACUGAGAGGCAUAUCUGAGAAUGCACUUGAUAAGAUUCUAAUAGAGAAUCCUAAGCAAUGGCUGACUUUCAAAUAGGAUGUUGAUUAUGAAACUUGCAGAGAACAUUCAGUGAUUUCCAACCCAGUGUGAGAUAUUAAUCGGAGUUACCUAGGACUAAUCACUGAUCAUUUCCUUAUGAGAAUUAGAAGAGUGUGCCUUCUCAGAACCUGGCUGAGUACUGUUAAACCUGCACCUCUAGGGAGUUAUGGAGCCUAAUUGAGUUCUAUCAUUUUGCCUUAACAAAAUACUUACAGAAGUGCCUAUUUCUAAACAAUGAUUUAGUCCACUCUAGUUCGUCUAACUGGAGUUGCUUUUGUUUUGGGGUUUUUUUCCCCCUAAUCUGUCAGCUGUAUAAGUUGAGACAAUUUAAAUUGUUUCUGGUUAAAUCAUUCCCUUCUCAAGAAAUCUAAUGUUUCUUGUAAUAUUGAUGAUCCUACUAAUUAUCCUGCUGUUCUUUAAUUAAUGCUUAAUGAAUAAUAUGGCACUUUAAAAUAGCUUCUGCAGCAAGGGGAGUUAAAUGUUGAGACUCUUUUUUUUCCCCCAAAGAAUACUGUCAGAUAAUAACCAAUUCACAGUGAUAAAAAUAUUUUCAAAAGUUAAUGUUAUGCUGUCACCUAUCUGUAUAUCCUUAUAAUAAAUCAGUUUUGAUAUCUUUGGCUUUCUGGUAUCUAUUUUUGUCAUAAUUCUGUUGUGUUUUUUCAAAGCCUACAUAAGAACACAUAACAGUACUGAAUUGUAAAAAUUCAAUCAUGAAAGUCAAAAUAUAUUACAUAAUAUAGUUUAAUGAAUCAUUACAUUUAUAAUAACAAAGGCCACAAUUUAAUUAAUUGAUAAGAUAUAAUGCAAAAGAAAAAGAAAUGUUUGCCUCAUAUAUAUUCCCUUUAUUUCCUUUACCGUUUGUUUUUCCUUGGGCCUAAACAGAGAAAAUAAUGUGAAUUUAUCUGAAGAAAAGGUCAGAUCUAUUGGAAAUGACAGUUCAAUUCUAGAGCCUACUCUUUAAAAGUUAUCCAGCCCUGAUAUUUUGUGUAAAUAAAACCUUAAAAGUCUUAAUUGAAACACUUAGUUGAUGUGCACUGCUGUUUAUAAAUUAAUCUUUUGUUUGACUCCUCACUGUGUUAGUUGGUACCUAAAAAAAAAUUCUCCAAACCCUUGCUGUCAAUUCCUCUUGGAUAAGUAUAUAUUGUGAAAUAGAAAUAAAAAUCCAUUGUGAUUCAUUUAUUAGAAAGGCCAAAUAGAAUUAGCCAUUAUUCUUGAUGAAUGGUCUGUUUUUAAUCAUAUAAAUCAUGACAGUUAUCCAGACCAAGGCGUUAAAACAGAGCAAACAACACCUUCAGACAGGAACACCAUGCAUAACUCUUGGAAAGUUGAGCUCGUCUAAAUAAAAGAUAUUUCUGCUGAUCAAAGAUGAUCUGCGUUCUGUGUAUUAGAACAGAAAGUACCAAAGAGGAAUGAGCCAGGAGAACAAACCAGUUCCUUUAAAUGAAAAAAUGCAAAUGUCCUUUGCCAGUAAAACAAGCAGAUUUUUAAAUCUCUGUUUUUGAAAUCUACUUGUCAAAGAGUCUUCAAAGGCAACUGAAUGGCAAACAGAUUUCUCAUUGUAAUAGUGAAAAAUAGUUAGGAGAUAUCAACAUGCAUUUUUAAUCUUUUCCUUCAAUUAAAGACAUGACUUUUGGCAGUGUGUUUUAACCAGAAAGAAGGGAUGUGCAUUACUCUCAAAAUCUACUGUACUGUCAGUUUCAAUCCAUCUGAGGAAAAAAAAAUGAAAAAACUGAUAACUCAAAUGCAUAUAAUUCAUAAACAUUGCGAAAGAGAGCCAUUUUGUUUCUGCAGUUCUCAUGUUAACAGUCUGCAGCAGAAUGCAGUUAAAGUAUUGAUUGGCAUAUGGUAAUAAAGCAACCAGAGCCUUAGCUUACAGACCUGUAAAAUAUAGGGCGUUUAACUUAAAAAAAAUAAUAAAUUUCUGGGUAAGUCCUAAAAGGAAGUCAUUUUAAUCAUUUUGCUACUCCAUAUAAUUUUUGGCAUUUAAAAUAUAUUUUGAUCUAAAAUAAGUUAAAUAAUUUAUAUAUAUUUGUGUGUCUGUGUGUGUCUAUGCAUAUACUUUAAAUUAAAAUUUUGAGGCUAUACAGCCACUGUGCCUUAUGGACUGAAGCCAUAUAUGUAUAUAUGGCUCAUUUUACAUAUAUAUAUAAAACAUUUCAUCUAACAUGUAUGUAUAUGGGACUGCGUGUGUGGGGGGCAGGUAUUUAUAUAAAAUAUAAACAGUUUGUUGUCAUAUUGGCUAUAUAUGAAAUUGUUAAUUUUGAAAUAACCUCAGGCCACAGACUUGUAGUAACCGUUUGAAGGCCUACCUAGUGUCCCCUUGGUGACGCAUGCAGCAGCUCAAAUUAAACCUUUGUGCAUUGGGUUAUGAAUAAUCUUUUGUUCAAAAGAAGGCAAAAGCCUCAGAUUGAUUUAAUACUAAAGAAUACAUUUCUCUGACUUUC
This is a messenger RNA of Carlito syrichta (Philippine tarsier), 3538 nucleotides long. It is a transcript of the gene PTER, whose product is annotated as phosphotriesterase related. Lineage: Eukaryota; Metazoa; Chordata; Mammalia; Primates; Tarsiidae. The transcript is spliced from 4 exons. Gene Ontology annotation, molecular function: zinc ion binding; hydrolase activity, acting on ester bonds. Gene Ontology annotation, biological process: catabolic process. The record is from RefSeq and is a predicted model, not a curated record. The coding region runs from base 42 to 1091 and encodes 349 amino acids.